ACUCUUAGUAUAACCUAGCGUAUAAAUUGUGCUUUAAGUCAAUAUUUGAAUGGAACUUGGUGUGUAUCUUGAAAUAAUCGAUUUACGGAUUUUUUACCCAAUAUCCGUACUUAUAAAUGAAAUAUUGACAGUUUCGCAGUAUAAAACCAUUCGACGGAGUGGUAAAAACAUAUUUGAGGAUUAGUUAUUAAGAGACGACGUUAUGAUAGCGAUUGUAAUAAUGUUUUUAACAUUGAAGUGUCAACGUUAAUAGGAAGACAAAGUAUUUGAGAUUGAGACGGAUUAAACUUGCAUGAAAUAUUUUAGAAAGUUAAAUACGGAACUUCAGAAAUUCAGUUUUUACAUUGUCCGACCUUGACGUAGACAUCUUUUGAGAUUGUUUUGAAGUUUUGAUAAUAAUUUUGUCUGAUAACCUCGUUUGUGCAUUGUCGUUGAAAGUUUAAACGCGAAGAAGGAAGUGUUUUUAAUGGUGAAAAUCAGUUUUAUCCAGUACCUCCGACCGAAUCCUGACGUCAUCGUUCCCAUGGUUAAAUGUCUCUCAAUGAGCAGGGAGGACCUUCACCAGGACUCCUGCACCCUAUUGGCCCUUUUGCGCCGGGACGAAGAUAGCCUGAACGAUGCCGGUAAACAGUUGGUAAAACAAAACCGCGAAUACGCGCGUGACGUCUUCACGCACCAAGUUGACGGCUGGGCUCCUUUUCACGCGUUUGUGUUACGUGGAGCGCGCAGAAUGGUGAAAUUGUGCUUAAAAUGUGGAGUCAAUCCAAAUUUGUCGUUGGGUGCCAUUGAUGGUCUCCCGAGUGGAUGCACUGCGCUACAUUUGGCGGCCCACAGGGGUGACGUCAGUAUUAUAAAUGUUUUAAUCGCUAAUGGUGCCGAGUUAGACGUCAAAGAUGACAUUAACAGAACUCCGGUGCUCUACGCUUCAUUAGCGAAUAAUACUCUUGCGGUGAAAACAUUACAGCGCGCAGGCGCGGACAUGACAGGAUGUGAUACAAAUAAAACGUCAGAGGACAUGACGUCAUCUCCAAUAAUGUGCCUACUUCCGUUUGUGUGUUCCGGGGUUAGACGGUAGCACAUGAUCGUAUAUUUAUUAUUUCACCGUUUCGUUUGAACUCCCAUUUUUAUCAUUUAAGGUGUAAACGGGUACCCCCAUGUACCCAUCAGGGGUUUUAUAUUAUGAGAUAAGGGGUGGUAUUCAAUAUAAGUCUUACUUGGAUCUAAGAACGAUGUAGCUAAUCGGAUUACGUGCUAUAACUAGCGAACCAAUACAGUGAGACGAAUCAAUGAUGUAUGACCGUUAGAUCUACUUAAGUUGCAUAUUGAAUGCCAAUCCAGAGCAACUUUCAGCAUUAUUUGAGUUUAAUAGAACACAAGAGAACACAUCAGAAAAGUAUGCAUAAUUGUUUGGUUGUGGAAAAUGAGAUGUUUACUAUAUAUGUUUUAUUUAAGUGUGUGUGAGUGUGGUUUUGUAACUGGAAAACCUUUUUUAAGUUUUUUUUCAUCUUUUUCUUUAAACAGUUAGUAACUUACCUACUAUUUUGUUUCUUUAGGUGAUUGUUAUUUUACGAACAGGAAAUGUUUGUUAUUAAAAUACGUAAUAGAAUCAAAGUGCUUUAAGAAGAAGGCUGUGAUAUUUUACCUCGUAUGUGUAGUACUUGUUUGAAGCUUAAAGCCUUACAAUUACAAUUGUCUGUAUUUUGAAUGACAAUUUUUAAAGACCUUAUACCAUCGCAUUGACAAUUAUUGCCUUUUUAAGGAAAUACUGUAUUUGCCGAUUUUUGAAAUAUCUGGUGUCUAGUCCCUUUAAGUCAUUUUCUAAAGUUCAGUAUCUCUCUGGUCAUAUAACAAAAUGACUUUUAGUACUAUACUUUAUUUUUAUUAAGUGUAUAUGAUAUACAUACCUAUGUGUAAAAACAUGUGUACUUUUCAUCAAAUUAUGAAUUAGCUUUGUAAACUUUAGGAUUGGCUUGAGCUAUUUUUAUAGAUACCAGCUCUGCUGGAGUCCGAGGGCAAAGCAAUUCCAUUGAUUUCUAAUAUUUACUUAAUACCUUUUUUGAACAUGUUUUCAUUUCAAACCCAUUUAGCUCAACGGUUUGUUAACGGAGCGAGCGCGUUUUAAGUAUAAAGAAUGUUAACGAGUUUAUCGUAAUAUCGAGACAAACAUGGCGGGUAUGGUUUUUGUGCCUUUUAAAAGACAACUAUUUGGGACCAUUUUUAUCAGCGAGCGUAUUGUACGAUCCAUUUUCGAACUUUUCAAUUUUCAUUGUGAUAAGAUACAUUUUGAAAGUAACAUAAUCUUAUAAUGUAACAACCGAUUGUAUUGAAUGUAUAAGGUGACCUUGUAAUUCGAAUAAGGUGACCUUGUAAUUCGAUUUGAAACACACCCGUGAUGCUAAAAUGACAUUCAUAAUCGUAUGCUACAUGAGCGUAAAAUGACAUGCAUGAUCGUACGCUAGCUGAGCGUAAAUUGACAUUCAAGAUCGAACGCUACAUGAGCGUAAAAUGACAUGCAUGAUCGUACUCUAGCUGAGCUUAAAAUGAAAUUCAUGGUCGUACGAUAGCUGAGCGUAAAAUGAAAUUCAUGGUCGCACGGUAGCUGGUCGUACGCUCUUUGAAAUAAUGGCCCCAAACAACUUCCAUUAAAGCCUCUUCAUAGCCUACAGUUUGUUUGAAAUACACACACCCAUUUUAACCAGGACAAUCAUUUUCUGCUUUACCAUUUAUUUUGCUUUAUAUUUAUGUUUAUUGUAAAAACUUUUUAUGGGACAAUUUGAGUCUCAAGGGCUAUGUUAUGCAAUUUAAAUAUUUGUACCACUUCUGAUACUGCUUCUUACUUUGUGUUUAUUCAUGAUCAUUAUAUUUAACGUUGUUAACAGCUACACGUAGAAUAGGCGUAACCAUUGUAUUACUACUGUAAGAUAUAAUGCUAUUGAAAUAUUCCUCACGCUAUUUAUUGAACGACCUGAUUUUUUUUGUUACGUAUAAUGUUUAAAUCACGAAUGUUGCUCUGGUGAUUUACAAAUUCCACACUCACGCUUAAGCGCUCGUGUUUAGUAACUAUUACUUAACAUGCUAAAUGAUCGUUACCUUUGUACGGACAUAUGUGACACAGUAUUUCAACAGAGAAAUUCAAUUCUAACAUACUGUUAUUAAGCCGUCUUUUUUCUACCUCUGUUGAUGUAAUAUGAAACUCUCCUUUUAUACUGUGUACCUGAUAUUGCUAUUUCUCCAUUAUUUCUAACGAUAUAUUUUUUCUCCUGGCCAAAGGUGUCUUGUUCUCCAAUAACUAAUUUGAUAUAAGAAACUGAUUCCAAAAUCAAUAUAUUCUUGUAUGAAAUAUACAUCUCUUCAUUUUUGCAUCAUUUUCCCGCUGUUGUUUUUUUUAUCAUAGAAAUGUCAUUUGGAAUGACAGCCAUUUUUUCAUCAACAUCUUUUAUUUCAUUGUUAUUUCUUUUUGUUACAUUUUGAAUGUUUACCUGACACAUGUUUUUUAUAGUUAAGUUUUAUUUCAAUUUAAACUUAAACUGUCAACGAUAAAAAUGUCUUUAAAAGAUGUCAUAUUAGCUUUGUUAUAAAACUCAGAAUAUCAGAUUGCAUGGAUGUUUUGAAAAAUGAACUGAAUUUUAACUGCUUUUUUGUAAAACGAUAGUAUCAAGGUCAAACGAAUUGAAUAUACUGUGCUAUUUAAAUGUUAUUGUUGACUCCGAAUAACACACAUUUGAUAGUAACAAAGCUUUCUUUUUGUUGACAGAAAGGACAGCAGAACCAUGAAUAAAAUUUAAAAUAUG
Mya arenaria is the source of this 3791-nucleotide messenger RNA. Its product is annotated as ankyrin repeat and protein kinase domain-containing protein 1-like. Bases 467 to 1075 code for a protein of 202 amino acids. The record is from RefSeq and is a predicted model, not a curated record. Lineage: Eukaryota; Metazoa; Mollusca; Bivalvia; Myida; Myidae. The transcript is spliced from 2 exons. Gene Ontology annotation, molecular function: protein binding.